AGUUUAGCGGAUUAUACCAUUAUAAUCUCUGUAGGUUUUCCCGCUCUCUCGCGCUCUUUCUGUUUGGAUUCCAUGGGAGAAGGUAUGAAGUUUUAUUUUUUUGUGUUCAACCAGUAGGGGGCAGUAGUGCUACUGUAUGCAGAAGAAGAAGCUCCAUCUGGUCAGACUGAAUCUGCUGCUGCAGCUCAACAGCUUCAAUCCAACCAGAAAAGGAAAAUAUCUCUGCUGGCUCAGAGAAAUCUUCCAGCUUCAUAGCAGAACGUCUCAGUUUGUGAGCUGAACUUGUCUAAAGGAACAUCAAAGAAACUGUAAAACGUCUGGAGAAAAACAAACGUCCACGUUAAACAUCUGUGACUGGUCUGGAAAUCUCCCCUGCAAAGAUCGUCAGAAUGCAGCAGAGUAGUCACUCUGAGGAGAAGCCAUACUGCUGUGAGAAGUGUGGGGAAGCUUUCAUCUGUUCCACAGACCUAAAAGCACACAAGCUGUCCCACAGAGGGGUUAAGCCAUUCACCUGUGAGAGAUGUUCAAAGUCUUUUAGAUUCAGAUGGGACCUAAAGACUCAUGAACGGAUCCACCAUGGGAAUGAUUCAUUCAGUUGCCGUGAGUGUGGAAAAAGUUUCCGCACAGAGAAACGACUCAAAGCUCAUGGUGUCGUCCACACUGGAGAAAGACCUUUCACUUGUGACCAGUGUGGAAAAACAUUCAGCUGGAUGGAAAGCUACUACCUCCAUAAGCGCACCCACUCAGGAAAACCAGCGAAACAGUACUGCUGUGAAGAGUGUGGAAAGAUUUUCAGAAGUUUAUCAAACCUGAAUGCUCACAAACUCAGACAUACCAAACAACGGCGAUACUCCUGUGAAGAGUGUGGGAAAAGCUUUGCAAACCGUCCUCACCUCGUAGAACAUCGAAACCUUCACAGUGGAUUAAAACCCUACGAGUGUGACCAGUGUGGAAGAUGUUUUACAUACCAUGCCUCCUUAAGAUUACAUCUCCCCAUCCACAGUGAUCAGAAACCAUAUGUCUGCGCUGAGUGUGGAAAGGGUUUUGCUCAAAAGCCUCUUUUCAGAGAACAUCAGCUCGACCACGCUGGAAUUAAACCUCACAGCUGUGAAGAAUGUGGAAAGUGUUUCACAACAAGACAACGAUUAAAAGUUCAUCAAUCCUCUCAUGUUCGGGAGAAAUGCUUCAGCUGCGACCAGUGUGGGAAAACUUUCACCACCAGAAACAUUCUCAGAAACCAUCAGAGGGUUCACACUGGAGUUAAACCGUUUUUGUGUGGGGAGUGUGGGAAAUCUUUCAGAAUACAAGGAAACUUAAAGAUACAUAGCCUCAUCCACAAUGAAGGAAGGUUCCCCUGUGACACAUGUGGGGGAACCUUCUCUGAGAGGAAUCAGCUAAAAGCACAUCAGGUCAUUCACAGAGGAGGGACACCAUACUGCUGUGAUCUGUGCGGGAGACUCUUCAUCACGAAGGCAUCUUUAGUGGCUCAUCAAUAUGUUCAUGCUGGUGUUGAACCAUUCAAAUGUGAGCAGUGUGGGAAAGCCUUCCGUCAAACUUGGAGCCUCAAAUCCCACCGGAGGAUCCACUCUGAAGAGAGACCCUACAGCUGUGAGCAGUGUGGGAAGAGUUUCAAAUGGGGAAGUAAUCUGAAGGUACACCAGAAGAUCCACAGCAGGGAGCCAGCAGCCAGAAGAGGUCACUGUGAGAAGCAGAGCAGCACAGAUGGAGCCACUUCUCAGCCCAGUGAUGGAGGAGAACCAAACGGUUCUGAGAAAAAAGUCAGCAAAGAAAAACCUUAAAAGUUCCAGAUCUGAGCUCAGUGAAGACAACCUGAAGCUCAGCAGUUCAUGGUGUUCUAGUGUUAAUGCCCCUGACCUUUGCCCUUCAGACAGGGAGCAGUUCAGUGACUCAUCAAGAAGCUCUAAGCUGUUGCUAACAUGGCUUCUCAUAUCCAGAUGUUUUUGGGUUUCCCUGUUUAUGGUGUGUUUAGUUAGCCUCAGUUAGCUCUGUAGCUAACAGCAUAACUGGGUCAGCUGGUUCUAGAAGAAAGACAAAUAGAACCAGCUUCAGAUCAGUCAGAGGUCUUCAAGGAGACAUUACAAUGGUUGUUAAGACACAAGAUGUUCUCGUGGAGGACAUCUCUUGAGUUUUUGUUCAUGCAGCUCUAAGCUCUUAGUUUGAAGGGGCUGAAUCCCAUUUCCUGUUCUAACAAUGAAAGAAAAGAGCGUCAGACUAAACUUGAUUGUUGCUGCCAUUCUAAAAUAGUUUGAUUCACAGUUGGUGAUGGAGGCAUUAACGUCCUGCUAAUCCAGAUUAGAAAAUGGGAUUAACCCUUAAUCUGUGCUCCAGGAUCUGGGCUGAUGUCCCAGUUGGUCUGUUGUUCUUGACUCUUUGUGUUCCUGAGCUGCUUCCAGCUCCACGUUGGGAACAUUUAGAUCCUGUUGGUGGUUCUGAGUUCUGGAUGGUUGGAAAAUGUUCCCUGGUGUUUCAUAUGACGGACCUGCUGCCACUGGCAGGAAAUGGAGAAAACUGUUGAUGUUGUUUCCUGUUCAGCCACCAGGUGGCGCCACCAGGUAGAGCUCUUCACUGAAAAUCUAAGCAGAGUUUGAAAUGUUGCUGCUGAGGGAUGUUGAUCAGUUUAUUUCCAGAACUGGUUUGAAGUUAAAAUGUCUGUUUGUGUUGCCGGGCUCGGCGUUGCUUCACCCAGACUAACAAUAAAGUUCUACAUUGUGGAAAUGAA
Molecule: messenger RNA, 2740 nt
Organism: Poecilia latipinna (sailfin molly)
Lineage: Eukaryota; Metazoa; Chordata; Actinopteri; Cyprinodontiformes; Poeciliidae
Product: zinc finger protein 160-like
Exons: 4
Coding region: 390-1799 (469 amino acids)
Biological process (GO): regulation of transcription by RNA polymerase II
Cellular component (GO): nucleoplasm
Molecular function (GO): RNA polymerase II cis-regulatory region sequence-specific DNA binding; DNA-binding transcription repressor activity, RNA polymerase II-specific
Source: RefSeq, a predicted model, not a curated record